UACCAAUGGGAGUACAGGUUAGGUUUUUCACCUGCAUUUAAAUACACACUCUUACUGGGUAGGUCCAGCUUCCUAACGCUCAUUAGAUUUGAAUUAUGAGGGAGAGGGAAAGAACAAGAGAGACUGCUGGAUACGGAAUGGAUUAAAGAGAGAUACAAGGAGAGCAAGAGAGGGAGAGAGAGAGAGAGACCGACAGAGCAAGAGAGAUAGAGAGAGAGAGAGAGACCGACAGAGCAAGAGAGAGAGAGAGAGGUUGAAAAAGGAGCUGCAGAGUGGAUUUAGUGAAAGUAAAAGGAGUCAGACUAAUUAAAGUCAGUAAGUAUGGAUUCAGAGCAUGGUACCUCAGCAACAGCUGACACCAUUGUCCCCGGAAGUCAAUGCCAGGAGUCUGGUACCUCAGCAACAGCUGACACCAUGGUCCCCGGAAGUCAAUGCCAGGAGUCUGGUACCACAGCAACAGCCGACACCAUUGUCCCCAGAAGUCAAUGCCAGGAGUCUGGUACCACAGCGACAGCUGACACCAUGGUCCCUGAAAGUCAGUGCCAGGCUGAGGAGGAGGAGGAGGAGGAGGAGGAAGAGGAGGGAUCCGGAAACCAUACACACCCAGACCCAGUCCUGGUGUGGGCCCCCAGUGGGAGACGGCUGCUCUCCGGGCUCCUUGGCCUCAACGUUGUCCUUCUUGGGGCAGCUCUGGUAGCUGGCAAGGCCUUCAACCCUCAGGGCCUCAGGCACCAGGAGCCCCAGAUCUUCAUGUUGCUGCUGAUGUGCCUCAGCCUGGCCUGGAUGCUGUGGUACCUACUCUGGGCCAGGAGGAAACCUGGGAUAUGCCCACAUAAAGACCACCACGCUGGGGGAAUCACAGUCACAGUGGUCCUGAUGCUGUUUGCCGCCUUCAGUCUCCUGAUGCAUCUCUUCAAGAUGGGUUACUAUGUCAUGAUGAAGGAGUGUAAGCCGGUUGCUAAAGUCCUUGCCCCCUUCAUCGAGGCUCCCUUUCUUGGCCUACAGACCUAUUUGCUCUGGGCUCACUCCAAAGACUGUAUUCACAAGCACAAGAUCAUUACCAGGUCUGGGCUGAUGGUUACUCUGAGCGCAGAUCUGUUGCUGUGGCUGAACGCGGUGACAGAAGACACAGUUCAUCUGGAGAUAGAGAUGGAGAAGGAGGAUGGCCGCGCCACGUAUGGCAGCGCAGAUAGCUCUGACUCAGGGCUGAGAAAUGCAACAUUAUGCCAGUGCAGUGCAGACACAUUGUGCCUGUUCUUCAGGAAGGGUUAUGAAGUCCUGUAUCCCUUCAACAUGGAGUACUACCUGAUGGCAGGCUGCAUGCUUUAUGUGAUGUGGAAGAACGUGGGCAGGCGUAUGAGCCCUGGGUCAAUACCCCACCAUGCCCAGAGGAUUACCCUACGCAUCGUCCACGAAGGUGGGAUCCUAUUCGGGCCGUUGUUCGGGGGUCUGGUCCUUAUAGCUGGGGUGGUUGUGUUCAUCCUGUAUCAAGUUUGGGUGAACCGAGGCCAACACCGGCACACUGCCUUUCUGAUAUUCUACUGCUACCAUCUAGCUGUGAUGCCCAUCAUGUCCCUCUGCUCCCUGGCUGGCCUGUUGGUCCAUAAGCUGGAGAGGAGGGCGGAUGAGAGGGGACAUAACCCCACGCGUAGCCUGGAUGUGGCCCUCCUGGUUGGGGCAGCCCUGGGACAGCUUGCCCUGUCCUAUUUCUCUCUGGUGGCUGCUCUGGCUGUGGGGCCUAGUGGACCACUGGGAAGCCUGGAUCUUUCCUACUCCCUCCUCAGCCUGUUGGAGCUCCUGCUGCAGAAUGUCUUCAUCAUUGAUGGCCUCCACCGAAACCCCAACCUGGCCCUCACCAAGGGUAAAGGAAAGGAGCGGAUCAACAUAUUCAUGAAGAGGAAGACCAUGGAGUAUACAAAUGACAGGAAUAAAGUAGGAGGAGCGAUGUCUCUAUUGGAGAGGGGAAAGGCAGUGACAGCACCACCUGGUGGCCAAGUCAAGGAAGGACAACAGACGUGGUACAAAAAAGUCACACAGGAGAUCUGUGCCUUCCUCAUACUCUCCAAUAUCAUGCUCUGGAUGAUCCCAGCGUUUGGAGCCCACCCCCAGUUUGAGAACGGCCUGGGGAAGCAGUUCUUUGGCUUCUCUGCCUGGUUUGUCCUGGUCAACCUGGUUCAGCCUCUGGGAGUCUUCUACAGGAUGCACUCUGUGGGGGCCCUGAUGGAGCUCCUCAUCACUGGCUGAGCUCCUAUCCUCUCCUCCCCUGUUCUCUUCUCUGCCUGGUUUGUCCUGGUCAACCUGGUUCAGCUUCUGGGAGUCUUCUACAGGAUGCACUCUGUGGGGGCCCUGAUGGAGCUCCUCAUCACUGGCUGAGCUCCUAUCCUCUCCUCCCCUGUUCUCUUCUCUGUCUGGUUUAUCCUGGUUCAGCCUCUGGGCGUCUUCUACAGGGGGGCCCUGAUGGAGCCCCUCAUCACUGCCUGAGGGAUAGGAACCACAACACUGAUGAACUGCUCCCCUCUGGGACAUAAGGCCACAAUGAGCUCCCUCCACCUUUUCAUAUCCUUGGGUGAAAUAUUGUGCCGACCAGCUAAAUAUCACAUUUCUGUAAAGAUGAGACGUGUAAACAUUUCUCUGUUGACAUUAAAAACAUGUGUACUUUGAUUCAUAAUACAUUAUUUAUUACAUGUGAUAUGUUUCCAGUACUUUGAAAAUAUUGACAUUAUGAAAUCAGACACAGAAAACAACAGCAUUUGCCUGCAGUUCAAAAGCCAAUACAUACAUUCCAGAGAUAUCACUUCUUGUCUCAGUCAGUCGGUUCACAGAGGUCCCGGUCAGUCCCCAGGUCCCAGUCAGUCAGUUCACGGAGGUCCCGGUCAGCCCCCAGCUCAGAGGUCCCAGUCCCCAGGUCACAGAGGUCCCGGUCAGUCCCCAGGUCUCAGUCAGUCAGUUCAGAGGUCCCGGUCAGUCCCCAGGUCUCAGUCAGUCAGUUCAGAGGUCCCGGUCAGUCCCCAGGUCUCAGUCAGUCAGUUCAGAGGUCCCGGUCAGUCCCCAGGUCUCAGUCAGUCAGUUCAGAGGUCCCGGUCAGUCCCCAGGUCUCAGUCAGUCAGUUCAGAGGUCCCGGUCAGUCCCCAGGUCUCAGUCAGUCAGUUCAGAGGUCCCGGUCAGUCCCCAGGUCUCAGUCAGUCAGUUCAGAGGUCCCGGUCAGUCCCCAGGUCUCAGUCAGUCAGUUCAGAGGUCCCGGUCAGUCCCCAGGUCUCAGUCAGUCAGUUCACAGAGGUCCCGGUCAGUCCCCGGGUCUCUCUCUAGUCUGUCUCAGUCAGUCAGUUCACAGAGGUCCCGGUCAGUCCCCAGGUCCCAGUCAGUCAGUCCCCAGGUCUCAGAGGUCCCAGUCCCCAGCUCAGAGGUCCCGGUCAGUCCCCAGCUCAGAGGUCCCGGUCCCCAGGUCUCUCUCUAGUCUGUCUCAGUCAGUCUCUAUUUCACACUCUUCCUAAAUGAAAAGGAGCUUUACUGUGAUAAAAGGGAUACCAACAAAUUUAACUUUCCAUAAAAGCAUUUCAAGAAUAUAAACUGAAAAUAAUAAGUACAAUAAAUCUUCAUCUAAAACAUUGAAACAAUCUUAGUAACAUACACUAUUGUAUAAAAGUU
Oncorhynchus nerka (sockeye salmon) is the source of this 3645-nucleotide messenger RNA. RefSeq names its product proton channel OTOP3-like. Lineage: Eukaryota; Metazoa; Chordata; Actinopteri; Salmoniformes; Salmonidae. The coding region runs from base 322 to 2244 and encodes 640 amino acids. The transcript has 8 exons. Gene Ontology annotation, cellular component: membrane. Gene Ontology annotation, biological process: proton transmembrane transport. Gene Ontology annotation, molecular function: proton channel activity. The record is from RefSeq and is a predicted model, not a curated record.